CUCUUUGCCGACGUUUUGAAUGGCUGAGCAAUCGGAAACUCGAGAAGAUGAUUUGGAGGCAAAAAUAAAAGAUAUUUUUGAUCUAUUCGACCAUGAACGCAACAAAACGAUAGACUUCAGAGAACUCGGGACUGUAAUCCGAGCAUUAGGUGGUGUCCCAACGGAAGCAGAAAUUAUAUCACUGGUUCGUGAGUUAGAAAAUGAUCCACCAAAUGGUUACAUCAAUUAUGAAACAUUUCUUCCAGUGAUGAUGCAAGCAAUGAGACAAAAAAGAUUUGAACCUGUGUCUGAAGAAGAAUUAUUGAAAGCCUUUUUAGUCCUCGAUCCAGAGAAAAAAGGAUUUCUAAGUGCUGAAGCUCUCGAAUCAUACAUGGUUUCAUCAGGGGAACCAUUUACAAAAGAAGAAAUGGAAGAGAUGUUGGCAGCUGCAACAGACUUCUCAAAAGGGAAGAUUAUGUAUCGCGGAUUCGUAAUACAAUUGGCAACCUUUGAUGAUGAGAACACCUAAUCUUCAUGAAACAGAUUAGUUUAAGUGAUACAUACUAUUCUAAUAACUAGUUAACCUUUACCAAUUCCAAAGAAAAAUACAAAUGUUAAUUGUACAUCUUGUAUCAAAAAAUAUAUAUU
Schistosoma turkestanicum is the source of this 627-nucleotide messenger RNA. The record is from the annotation of a GenBank genome assembly. NCBI's taxonomy places the organism in Eukaryota, Metazoa, Platyhelminthes, Trematoda, Strigeidida, Schistosomatidae.